ACGACAUACGGUAAAAUCGCAUGAGAGCCUGCGCACUAGAAGCAAAUAUGGCUGCGCCCAUAUGAGCGGUGCUUUCAAAGAUUGUAUUACACUUAGGCGUAACCCAAGCGCUAAGAACACAAAAGAUGAGUUUUGCAGCAUACAAAGAAAUAAUUGAAGAAGGGGAUACAGUUAUCCUGCAUAUAGGUCAUGAAAAUAUGUACCCCCUGACGGUCAAAAAAGGAGAAACAUUUCAAACAAAAUACGGGGCACUCAAGCAUGAGGACUUGAUAGGAAUAAAGUUUGGAAGUAAAGUACAUGCAACUAAAGGCUAUAUGCACGUACUACACCCUACACCAGAAUUGUGGACAGUUAAUCUUCCUCAUCGAACGCAGAUUCUAUAUUCAACGGAUAUCAGUAUGGUCUUAAUGCAAUUAGACCUUGUACCUGGAAAUGUAGUAGUGGAAUCAGGUCCGUUCAGUCUCACCCUCUCAGGGACUGGCAGUGGUUCAUUGUCCCAUGCGCUUAUCAGAGCAGUUGCCCCCACUGGUCACCUGUACACAUACGAAUUCCACAAACAACGUGCAGAGAAAGCAGUGGAGGAAUUCAAAGAUCAUGGGUUGUCUGACCUCGUCACUGUGAACCAUAGGGAUGUAUGCAUGGAUGGGUUUGGACUUGACCACAUAGCUGAUGCAGUGUUUUUGGAUCUGCCUAGACCGUGGGAAGCUGUACUUUCUGCUAAACAGGCACUCAAACUCCAAGGUGGACGCAUCUGUUCUUUCUCCCCAUGUAUAGAACAAGUUCAGCGUGUGUGCGAAGUUCUCUCAGAAAGCAACUUUACUGACGUGACAACAAUGGAAUGCCUUGUAAGAAAAUUUGAAGUCAAAAGUAUUAAUAUGCCAGAACCCGAUUUAGGUGAUAUGAAAGAUCCUCAUGAACUGGGUCAGGGUGAGGGUGAAGGACAUUCCAGUGAUGUAAAAAGGGAACAAGUAGAUGAUAACGGCUCACCACAAGUGAAAUAUGCUAAGGUGGAAGGAUCAUCAGGUUGGCAAUACAAGCAUAAAACUAGGAAAAACAGUGAAAUGUUUUCAUUUAGGACUGCCUUACCUCCUCAUCAAAUGCCUGGACACACAGGGUAUUUGACAUUUGCAACUCUAUACUCUGAAUAGACAGAAGGUAAGAAGAGUAAAGCAAAUAUGAAAUUAUCUGAGAUCAACAGAUUGUCUAUUGCAUUCACAUGUAAGGUAAAUUUUACUGCCAAAUUUCAGCUCUAACUUUGAAUGGUAUUCAUUUAGAAAGGUAUUGAGUGGUUUUAAGGAAAACAAGACACCACAUACAUUAAAAUAUUGCAUAUAUGAUAGACAUUGAGUAAAGAUAUAUAUUUAUAGAAAUAUAUGUUAAUUAUUUGGAAAUUUAUCUGAUUCCAUUGUGCUAGCUUAAACCUCACUGAAUAAAUGAUUGCACAUUUGA
Molecule: messenger RNA, 1449 nt
Organism: Lingula anatina
Lineage: Eukaryota; Metazoa; Brachiopoda; Lingulata; Lingulida; Lingulidae
Product: tRNA (adenine(58)-N(1))-methyltransferase catalytic subunit TRMT61A
Biological process (GO): tRNA methylation
Cellular component (GO): tRNA (m1A) methyltransferase complex; nucleus
Molecular function (GO): tRNA (adenine(58)-N1)-methyltransferase activity
Source: RefSeq, a predicted model, not a curated record